Molecule: messenger RNA, 661 nt
Organism: Vespa mandarinia (Asian giant hornet)
Lineage: Eukaryota; Metazoa; Arthropoda; Insecta; Hymenoptera; Vespidae
Molecular function (GO): N-acetyltransferase activity
Source: RefSeq, a predicted model, not a curated record
UAUGCGUAUAAUAAAUAUCUUACCUAUAGUGGUGACGAUAAUUCUCAUAUAUGCAGGAGUACCUAUAGCUUAUUGUGGUGUACUUAUAUGUAUACCAGAAAUUAUAUUAUACAUUUCAUUAUACGUGAAGUUUUUGUAUGAAUCUAGAAUUGUUGGAAAUGAAGUAUCUGAGAUUCCACGGAUUUACACGCUCGAUAAUUUUUCCCGUUUUUGGGUAGCGGAAGCAUAUGAAGAUUUUCCAUUACAUGAUCAGGAACAAGAUCAGCAAUAUGUAUUCAUGACAGAGGAAAACUUGAAUGAUAGUAACAUUGAUGUUUCUAAUCAUAAUAAAAAAAUUGUAGGUAUUAUGGCAUUCCGUAAAAGUAAUUGGCAACCAACACUUGGUUAUAUAAAAAGAUUUUAUGUUCAAAAAAAGUAUUCUAGGAAAGGUAUAGGUAAUCAACUUAUGAAUCAAGCAGUAUUUUUUGCCGAUGAAAACGGAAUUCUAUGUAUUAAAGCGAUUGUUUCUGAAUUUGAAAAACAUCUUAUUUGUUUUUAUAAUACUAAAAAUUUCACUGUAAAUAUUAUACGUGAUAAAUCAUUUUUAAUAUCAAUUACGCUGUAUGAAUAUAUGUUUCGUGUAAUGGAUUUUCAUUCAGUUCAGUAGAAAUUACCGUAAUUU